CGGUGUCGCGGUGCGGCUCGACGGCAUCAUUGCACGGGGGGCCGAUGUCCAGCUGGAAGAAGCGAGGGUUUGCGAAGCAGCAGUGUGCAGGGGGAACCGCGCCGUAGACACCACACCGUCAGGCAGACCGAUAGAACCAGGCGACAUCAUGAGCAAAGUGCAGGGCGGAAUGAGAUGCGUGAAAUAUCUGCUCUUCGUCUUCAACUUCAUCUUCUGGCUGUCGGGCUUGUUGGUGCUGGCUGUGGGACUCUGGCUCAGGUUUGACCCAGAAACAGUGGAGCUCUUGACAGGCGCCGGCGCCCCUGACACCUUCUUUAUAGCUGUGUACAUCCUUCUUGGCGCAGGGGGGUUGAUGAUGAUCGUCGGGUUCUUCGGUUGUUUCGGGGCCGUACGUGAGUCUCAGUGUCUUCUUGCAUCGUUCUUCGCUUGCCUUCUGAUAAUCUUUGGCGCGGAGAUUGCCGCGGGCGUCUUUGGAUUCAUAAACAAGGAGCAGAUUGUUGAGGAAGUCCAAAAGUUUUACAGUAGCUCCAUUGCUGACGCCGCCAAUUCAAACAGCACUGCAAUCGCGGUCAUUUACCACAGGACCUUGAACUGUUGUGGAGGAUCCACAUCAGACUUGUCUAAUGAGCUGUGUGCAGACACGCCCCGUGACACCCAGGACUGUCUGUCUGCAAUAACAGACUUCUUCAAUGAAAAGCUGCAUAUCAUUGGAUACAUUGGGAUUGGUAUUGCCGGUGUUAUGAUCAUAGGGAUGAUCUUCAGUAUGGUGCUGUGUUGUGCCAUCAGGAACAGCAGGGAGGUCAUAUAGAUGUCCAGACUGAUCUGGUGGGCGAGUACAAUACAUCCCACUUUUCCCAGCCAUCCACGGGCCACAUUCAACACGACACGCUGGAUCGCCAUCUUCACAACUUCUCCUCGACUCCACCAGCACUCCAACACUGAUUUGUCUCUCUGCCCUCCUCCACAACACCUGCUCCACUUCUGGCACGACUCUGUGACAUUCCCUGGUUCUAACAUCCUUUUGUUACACUGCUGCCGCCGCCGCGCUGUAGCCACGGCGCGGCACUCGAAGCCUUCUUUGACACAGGAAUGUUGUGACUGAGGAGUAUAUGCUGUAACUAUGGACACCUAUUUUAUGCAUCUGCUGUUAACAUUAUUUAUUCUGUAACCUUUGUAGCCCCUUUUUAUGUAAUUUAAAUGCCUAAUGCCAAUCAUACUUUGUGCGCUUACGUGUUUUGAGGACUAGCCUACCUUUGCGGAGUACAUUUCCAUAAUGUGCCUAUCUAGUCACACAUACAAGCCUCCAGCUACUGUACCAUUUACCUAUUCCUUGUGAUCUCUGACGACGUACAUGAAGACUGUGCUUGCUCCCUGCCACCACUCCAAAGUAUUGCUACUUUCAAGCACAAUAGAAGUGUAGACGUGAUAUCAACCCAAAGGGUUAGAAAGGUCGGAUGAUAAAUUGACGCUCUGUAAAUUUCCGAACUCGUGUAAAAGGCAAUGAGCAACAGCACGACCUGAGCUCCUCUGGAGCACGUGUGAUUUGUAACAAGUGAUCUAGUUUGCGUUUUGUGUGAAUUAUUGUGGACGCUAAUCUUGUUGGUGUGCCAAUAAGAUGUGAAUUAUAGAAUAAUAUAGCAAAUGUCAUACUGUUAAACAUAAUAAAAUAAUAUAUAUACUGGGUGCUUUCAUUGAUAUGUUUGACCGUUUUCUGUUUCCUGCCUCUGAAGUGUGAGCUUUUUUUGUAACGAGGCAGCAGACGGCAGAGGAGUGGUUUCAUGAAUGUAAAUUUUGUGGUUGGUGAGGUUCCUGAACACGUCAGCGCUCUGUGUAGGCCUACUGACAAGAAAUGGCAGCCGCGUAUAGAAUGGCAGCACAAUGCCGCGACCAGAGGGAAGCAGUGCUAGCAACUGCAGGAAACUCAAUCCCAAAUGAAACAGUUAGAUACAGACCAUGCGGUCAGAAAGGGCCCAGUAACUCAGGGUUGUUUAAACAAUAUGGCACCGGUUUGACAAGUGGAGUUUGUGUUGAUAUAUUGAAGAAGUGUCUUCUGUUAAAGGUCAAGAAUGAACCUUUAGAGGGUAAAUAUUACAUUGACUUCAGUAUCUUUAUACAAUUCUCCAACUGUAAUUUCUACAUAUUUAUUUACCGUCAUCAAAUUUUUUACAUUGUUUACUAAACAUAUAAGGCAUAAUGCUGACUGAUGGCAUGGUCCUUUGUCAUUUCUUUUCCAAUACGCAUUAAAUGUUUCGGGAUACUGCCAGCUGUGGGGGCUCCACUGUCAUUAGCUUAACUGCAGUUUAAAGUUUAAGCAAAGUGUCUGACAAAGCAACAUAAGUGUUCAUAUAUGUAAUAUGGUUCACAAUGUGUAAAUAUCAGUUAUGACCCCCUCUGUAGUUGUUUAAUAAAUAA
This is a messenger RNA of Xiphias gladius (swordfish), 2412 nucleotides long. It is a transcript of the gene tspan2a, whose product is annotated as tetraspanin 2a. Bases 149 to 808 code for a protein of 219 amino acids. The transcript is spliced from 9 exons. The record is from RefSeq and is a predicted model, not a curated record. Gene Ontology annotation, cellular component: membrane. Lineage: Eukaryota; Metazoa; Chordata; Actinopteri; Istiophoriformes; Xiphiidae.